This is a messenger RNA of Halichondria panicea, 1709 nucleotides long. RefSeq lists its product as uncharacterized. The transcript is spliced from 3 exons. The record is from RefSeq and is a predicted model, not a curated record. Bases 20 to 1576 code for a protein of 518 amino acids. Lineage: Eukaryota; Metazoa; Porifera; Demospongiae; Suberitida; Halichondriidae.
UAUAUCGACCCUGGAAGACAUGAGUUUUGAUGCACUGCUUUCUUUUGUGUGCACAGGCCAUGGCGAUGGCAAGAACACACCUCCUGUUAAAGUGUCGAUUUCUCCAAUUCCUGCCUCUGUUGCUGAUCUGAAACUAGCUAUUCAAGAGAAAUUUCAGAUACCCAAGUGCCUACAAUUCAUUUCGAUGAACUCGGGACAAACACCACUGGCUGAUUUGCAAUUAAUCAAAGACCUCUACAUUCGAUCUGAAGAUAGCUUCACUGUGACGUAUCUCGAUCGAGCCAAUGUCAAGACGAUCGGAUACUUUGCAACAGAAUGUCUUAAACCUCUAGUAGCGAAACUUAAUACCAUAUCUCUCGAGAACAAACAUGAUGUCGGCUCUUUCGUUGAAGCAAACACCAGAAAACUAAGUAACCUAUGCCAUAUGUACAAUACUGUCACAUAUGAUAAUUUUCUGAUGCCAUGGAGUGGACUAACAACAGUGGAAGCCAACCGUCAAUUCUUAGUUCAAGAGAAGGCUAUCGAUAAUACAAUCAAACUUCUUUCAACUCUACUCGAUGUUCCCAUGGAAAGCAAGCAUGAAAUGUUUGAUGACUUGGUGGAGAGUUGCCUAGGUUUGCUAUGGAAUUUUGCGGAAACUCGACAAUCGAGGUUGCAUGUUGUGAAGCGUGGUGGAUAUCAGUUGAUGCUCCGAACACUUGAAUUGUGCUCCCGUAGUGAAACAGAUGGGAAGCGACCUUAUGACAUGUACGGGCUGUUUGACAGAUCUGUUGGAUGUGUCUCCAACUAUAGUGAGAUCUCUCAAUGUCAGAUCCCACUGGCCAGCAACAAACGUGUUAUGAAUAGCCUCCUAGACUUCUGCCUGGAGGGUCCCUCUCUGAAUGUAAUCACUAAACUGCUCAUAGCCAACUGUCUCUUUCGACUAUCGCACAACAUUAACACGCACAAGUACUUGCUAGAAGCUGACAUACUGAGGAAAGUGCUGCUGUUCUUCUCAAAAUUUAAGGACAAUUUGACGUACAGAACAAGUAUGGUUGUUUGCUACGCUCUGGCGGUGACAUUGUCUCGUCUGCUCUCAUUUUCACCCUCUCAAGUCCCCCAUCACUUAAUGGUCGAGUCUCUUUCCUCACUUAAAUUAUUCCUCGCUUCCGUAAAAAGAGAAAAUAUGACGCCAGCUUUGGAAGAAUACCAGUGCAAUUGGAUCACUGUUGCUCCAUUUGUGGACGUCUUUUUUUCGCCAAUUCAUAAUCGUACUAACGAACAGGAGUCUACCCCUUCCCAAGAAGUUGAUCUACGUGCACUGUGUAUGCAGACUAGCUUGAUGGCACUGAGUGUGGAGAUGAAUCGACCUUGCCACAGGAGACUGGCUCUAAACCAAGGCCUACUAGAUACUCUGAUUUGCUUAUCAUGGGCGGUGGAAGUCAAGUGGCGUCAUCAAGUGUGUGCGAUUGUUGAACUAUUUAGAAAGGACAAUGAAUCACUUCAUCUACCUGUGCCAAAGUUGCAUACACUAGCUGCAGUUUGUCUGGCUAGAGAUAAUUUGUUUUCAAUCAGAGACACUUUCAACUUUUCAUAAGGCUAUAAAUAAGCUCAUGCAACACAGUUGCACAAAUCAUUAAUAAUUAUUAUUGUUUCUGUAACUAUAAGUUAAUAUGUACAUUGAUGAAUUUAUAAAGUGACCAGGUUGUUAUUAGAGUCCUUAAAUUUUG